GUCUCACUUGAGCAGUGGAGCUUUUUGAAGAAAAAAAAAUUUAACAAAACCAAGCUGUUAGAGAUGACGUGGGCUAAGUUAGCCAACUUAGAUACUCUCCACUGGUAUUGUGACAGACUAGAGCCCACAACAGCUGCCCAACGCUAUGACCGUCAAGUACACCAAUACAGCAAGAGAAGGGCUUUCAUCAAGCAGCAAGUUGCGAAGAAAAAACAAGAGGAGACUCAACCCCCUAAGGGGAUAGGUUUGGCCAACCCAUCUACCAAAAGGAAGUCAUCGAAGAAGACUGACCAUCUUUCAAAAAAGCCCAAAGUUGUCCAUGAGUCCAUUGUGGGGUUAAAGGCUGAGACCAAGAAGAUGGUCACUCCGAUAGGUCCAGGAAAGGGCAAGGGACUCAUGAUGGGCCCUGUCCACACCGAAAAACCACCCGUCCUCCUCUGUGAGGCCUCUAAGUAUACGCUGGAGCAGCUCUCGUCCAUAAUCACAACUGACGACUAUGAGGACUUAAGCAACCAUGCAACAGAAGCUAUGGAGGAAACGAGCCUUUUUAGCAUUGCACAAGCGAUGCUAAUGAUGAAAGGGUUACCUAAACCACGAGCCAGCGCUAAACCAUGUUAGGGCGAAGGCGAGUUUGACAGAAGAUAAGCUUGCUGAAUCUGAAGGCUUGGAAGACGGUUUAGGAGAAGAAGUUAGCUCUGUCAGAGCAAGUUCGAGGUGAGUUGGAGAAGCAGACGGAGGUACUACGGCAGAUUCUUGAGGAUAAAGAAAAAGAGAUCCAAACUGCCAACAAUCAGCUCCGUCAGGCCAAGGAAGAGGCGACGCAAGAGUAUCACGACUCCGACGCUUACUUGACAAAGCUCGGUGGUACUUAUGCAGACGGCUUCGACGACUGCCUCCAUCAAGUCAAAACUUCUUUUCCAAACCUAGAUUUGUCACAUGUUACUAUUGACGCCCAGGCCCAAACCUCAGUUCAGCCCGUUCACUCUGAGAACACAGAUGAAUUAUUCGCUAAUCAUGCCCUUGUUGACAACCUUCUUGGUGAUGGAGAGACUGCUCCUAUUGAAAGUCAAAUCAAACUCGUCGAUGACAGCACCUGUCAACCUGAUGAAGUUCAAGUUGUAGAAGAGAGAGAUGAGGAUACUCCCGUCCAGCAGUAAUUUUUUUAUUUUUUAUUUUUCAUUUUUUUAUGGCUAAUAUGU
Messenger RNA from Quercus lobata, 1199 nucleotides. RefSeq lists its product as uncharacterized. Bases 64 to 618 code for a protein of 184 amino acids. The transcript is spliced from 3 exons. The record is from RefSeq and is a predicted model, not a curated record. Lineage: Eukaryota; Viridiplantae; Streptophyta; Magnoliopsida; Fagales; Fagaceae.